AUGUCGGGGUGAUUCGUGCAAAGGCCUUAAAACGACGGCACAAUUCGUAAAACGGUAAGCUUAAAAAAUUCUACAUGUGUCAAUAUGGACUCGAUUUUGCGCUGUGUUGAUAUUAUGUUUUGGUUUUUCAUUGAAGGGUUGACGAGUAUGUAAAAUCAGGCCGCGACAAGAGCAUCGUUGACCCCGACGAAAACAAGAUAUUUUCGAAAAGAAAAGCGAGAAAACAAACUUCCCAAGAAAUCGAACCGGAUACUAACGAAUUGGAAAACACAUUAAAUACAAGUCGAGUUAUCUACCCGACAAACAGUUGGUCGACUUCUCUGAGUCGUAUGCCUUUAUUUACUCGUGCAGAGAUGAACUUGCAUAUCUCAAAAUCUGGCAAGUCCUUCUAUCCACAUAGCAAAAAUCAUACAGUUCCAACAUGUAUGAGAAGAGCCAAAACAUUUCUAGAUGAUGAAUACCUAAAAGACGUGUUAGCCAACAGCGACGAGAAACACUUUUAUUGUAAAUGUCUGUGCUAUCACAGCUUCAAAAAGAAUGAACCACCGCACAAGUUGAAGGUUGCUUUGGACAUUGUAUCUGCAGAGGUAAAAAAUGCCGAAUGUUCCUGUGUUGCAGAAAAGAUUGGUUUCUGUAAUCAUGUGUUGGCUUUAAUGUUGAAAAUAUGCAAGUUUAGCCUUUAUGAUUGUAAAGAUGUUUCUGAAUUAAAUAAAGACGAUGACAUGCUACCCACAGAAGCUUGCACGUCUAGUUUACAGACGUGGCACAGAAAGGGUAGAGGAGAUUCUAUACAGCCGCAACCAGUUAUGGAAGUUAAUGUAAAGAAAACGAAGCUUGAUUAUAACACUUCGAAUUCCUCUGGUAGUCAAUCUCUACGUAAAAAAUCAGGCGUCCAGUGUAACUUGUUCGAAGCUCGGGCAAACUUGAGGACCCAGAAAAAAGAUGAAUUAAAUUUACAGCAAAAUCUUGAACGAUUACACCCUUCGACGGCUUUAGCACAAAUCAUGAAUGAUGCUGAUCAUGCUGGUGAUCAAGAUGACUAUGUGGAAACAUUGUAUG
Messenger RNA from Paramuricea clavata, 1059 nucleotides. The record is from the annotation of a GenBank genome assembly. NCBI's taxonomy places the organism in Eukaryota, Metazoa, Cnidaria, Anthozoa, Malacalcyonacea, Plexauridae.